CCACUACGCUACAUCCUGGUUAUUUGAUCUAUAAUCAAUCUUGUUUAUUAAUAGAAUACUUUAACAAUUCUUUUUAAGCAAUAAUAGUAUAAAUAAUCAUUAAUAUAGCUAUAAAUAAUCAUUUUAACUAUAAUUAUAGCGCAAAUUUUUUAGUCAUUGGUUACAUAUGGUAUGUAUACCUAGAUCUGUUAUUUUAAGACCAUUUUAAUAGAUAUCUUAUAAUACAGUUUCAUUCAACUGAACUUAUAGCCUUUGUAUGACAUAAUCUUAUCAGCUACUGGGUCAUUCUGCUUCUAAUAAAAUCUUAUCUGCCCAUUGGCAGCUUCCUUUCUAUUGAUUUAUGUUUGAAAUGAUAAGUAUUCACACCAUUGCAUUUUAGAAGGAGGUUUCUUAAUUUUAACUUUAUGAUUACCAUGGAUGACAGUAGCAUGAGCCUUUUAAGGGUGUCCAUUUUUCUCCUGUUCUCAAAAUGUGUUCUCAGUGAACCCUUUAAGAUAUACACCAAUGAUGUAGAAGACUUGAGAGCCUCUUCUUUUCCUAAACGUUUUAUUUUUGGUACUGGCAGUUCUGCUUAUCAAGUCGAGGGAGCAUGGAAUGAAGGAGGUAAAGGAGAAAGCAUCUGGGAUAGAAUAAUACACACUACACCAAGUUAUAUUCAGGAUAAUAGUAGUGCUGAUGUGGCCUGCGACAGCUAUCAUAGGUACAAAGAAGAUAUCAAACUUAUAAAAAAGACUGGUUUCUCCAUGUAUAGAAUUUCUAUCUCAUGGCCACGUGUUCUGCCAAAUGGAACAAAUGAUUAUAUAAAUUCAGAAGGUUUGCAGCAUUACAGAAAUGUGCUUAAUGAACUAGCAAGAUACAAUAUAGAACCAAUGGUUACCUUGUACCAUUGGGACCUUCCUCAGGCACUCCAAGACAUGGGAGGGUGGAUGAACGAAACCAUAGUUGAACACUUUCAAAACUAUGCUCGAGUGAUUUUUGAAACUUUGGGAAAUCAGGUGAAAUGGUGGGGAACAAUCAAUGAGCCUAAACAAAUUGCCCGUGGAUAUUCAAGUCAUAAUUACGCACCUAGUCUUGGUCUUAACGGUGUUGGGGAUUACAUAGCUGGUCAUAAUAUCUUAAAAGCUCAUGCUAAAGUUUAUAGAAUGUAUGAAAAGGAAUUUAAACCAACUCAAAAAGGUAAGAUCAGCUUAGGACUUUCCGGCAAUUUUCUCCUUCCUAAAACAGACUCGGAGGAAGAUGCAAGAGCUGCUGAGCAAGGAAUGCAGUUCUCUUUAGGGUGGUUUGGCCACCCAGUAUACAGCAGUACCGGAGACUAUCCUCCAGUCAUGAGAGAUAUCAUAGAUCGCAAUAGUCUCAGAGAGGGACGAAACCAAUCAAGGUUGCCUUAUUUCACUCUAGAAGAGAUUGAGGAAAUCAAAGGCAGUUAUGACUAUUUUAGCUGUAAUCACUACACAACAUUUUUGGGCACAUUUGGUGAGAGUGGUCUAGACCCUUCGAAUGAAAGAGACAGAAACGUCUUGUUGGACGUUAACCCUAAAUGGCCUGCAUCCAAUUGUACUUGGUUGAAGGUAUAUCCAGAGGGGUUUAGAAAAAUGAUAAGCUGGAUUAAAGCUCAUUAUGGAGAACAUAUACCAAUUGCUAUAACAGAAAAUGGAUACUGUGAUGAUGAAAGAUUAAACGAUUUUGGAAGAGUGUCUUAUUAUGAUAGCUACUUAAAGGAGUUAUUAAAAGCGAUCGUAGAAGACGGUGCUAACGUGGUAGCCUACCUGGCAUGGAGUUUUCUUGACAACUUCGAAUGGAGGGGAGGAUAUAUGCGUAGAUUUGGUUUAUACCACGUAAACUUUUCAGAUCCACAACGUCCCAGGAAAAGAAAAUUAUCUGCUGAAUAUUGGGAAAGAUUUUUACUUCAAAGAGCUUAGCAUAUGAGAUGCUUUGCUUUUGAUAUCCUCUGAUUUAUUUUAUCUUUACUGACUACUUUUCUUUGACCAUUAAGUAUUUUUUUCCCCAUAAAUUAAAUUAAUAACUAAGAAAUGAUGGAAAUCAUUUUCAUUAAUAUUAUUAUUUUUAAAUAAAAAUGAAUCCAGAAAUUUGUUGACUUAUUUCUAUUUAACUUUUUGCUGAGAAUAAUUCGCAGAAACAUUUCAAAAAUGAUUUACAGAACGUAGACAGCUAACCUUCCAUGUUACCUUGUCAGAUAAAGAAUUUACUUGAAGAGAAAUUUUCUUUGAGAAUAUGAAAAAUUAGCCUUGUACCAAUUUUGAGAUCAUUACUGUCUGUCUGAUCAUUAUUAUUGUGAGAUUUGGGCAAGUUCUCCAUUGAAAUAUUUUUAUUGGAAAUGUUUUAGUGAUUACUAAGUUCAGUUUCAAAUAUACCAUGAAAUAAAAACAUCAGUUUAAAUUAAUUAAUAAUAUAUUAUUUUCGUGAUUACAAUUUAUAUUGUUUUCCUCAAGCAUAUGGUUACAUAUUUUGUAAAAUAAAAUAAAAUUGUAUUUUUUUAUUG
Messenger RNA from Nezara viridula (southern green stink bug), 2500 nucleotides. The record is from the annotation of a GenBank genome assembly. NCBI's taxonomy places the organism in Eukaryota, Metazoa, Arthropoda, Insecta, Hemiptera, Pentatomidae.